Messenger RNA from Sphenostylis stenocarpa, 183 nucleotides. NCBI's taxonomy places the organism in Eukaryota, Viridiplantae, Streptophyta, Magnoliopsida, Fabales, Fabaceae. The record is from the annotation of a GenBank genome assembly.
AUGGUGAAAUUGGUAGACACGCUGCUCUUAGGAAGCAGUGCUAGAGCAUCUCGGUUCGAGUCCGAGGACCCUUUGGGGCCACUUUCACUCGCCAUUGCCAAUCUCUUGCAUAUUAUCAGUAAUGGAUUGGAACGUUCACUGAGAAAAGUGUUUGAGGAAAUGAAAAGAGAUUUGAGUGAUUAA